UAUAGAAAAUGUAAAGGGUCCCAGUUAAAUAAGUGCAGUUUCAGCAUUGUUGAAUUGUUAACUGCAUCGAAGCUCCAAAUCAAAAGGACAACGAAGUGUGUCAACAGUAGUAUAUGACAAAGAUCUUCGGUACACAUUACCUUUAGAGUGUUUAGUAUUAAUAUAUUAACUCGCAUGUAUUCGGUUUUGUUGAACGAGUAAACACACUGACGUGGCAAAGCUGGAACUAGGUAUGCAGUGUAGUAGUUAGUGAAACAAUUAUGAUCAACCAUAAAACACAUUUUUCACACCCUUCUAAAAAAAGAAAAGCUUCCCUAUUAGAUGCAAUGUUUUAUUUAAUCCAUUGUGUCCCAUUCUUAACUGUGUGUUAACGCCUUCUAUUUUCUCCCUUUACAUAGCCUCUUAGUUUUUUCCUGGAUUCUAUAAUAAUUUCUGCCGGUUAUUUCAGUUACAUUUCUUUAUAAUAUUUCGCAACACUAUUUCCCUUUUUAAUACUGUACAGCUUAUUUUUUUUUACACAAUCUUCACUGUAAAACACGCUAUAUAUGAUUUGACUUGAUUUACGUCCAGCAUCUCAUCCGAGGAAAAGGUUGGUGACGUCGCCGACAGCAGGAGCCGGAUAUCCGCCACGACCGGAAAAAAAUCCCAUAUUUGGGCAUUCUUAGCAGGAGCAAUGGCAGCUUACAUUGUACGCGAACGGCUAGCUCGACGCUGAUUGUGUAGCGCAAAUGAUCGCUUUUUAGACAUUUUCGGUCCAUGUUCAAGACGGGUGAGCGGCGGAUUGGAGCGCGUUUAUUUUUUUGAAAAUGUCAAAAACCGGGUGCUAGCGACCGCUCCGUCAAACCGUCACCGAAGCGAAACCGCUUAGCACGGCGUUAGCAUCUUUGAUACCGUUCGCGUUUUUUCCUCGCCAUUCGCAACUCUCCCUCCCCCCCUCCCGACUCUCACCCGGUAUCGGCCGCCCUCCAUGCCCGAGCAAGGCCCGAGGAUGAACAGCUUCUCCCUCGGCGAGUUGUGUUGGCUCUUCUGCUGCCCGCCGUGUCCGAGUCGCAUCGCGGCUAAGUUGGCGUUCCUGCCGCCCGAGCCCACCUACUCCGUUCACACGGACGCGAGCGGCGCGACGAGCCUGCACCUGACCGAGCGCGCCGACUGGCAGUACUCGCAACGCGAGCUGGACGCCGUCGAGGUGCUGGUGACCCGCACCAGCCGCGGGAACCGGGUCGGCUGCAUGUUCGUCCGCUGCGCGCCCGCCAGCCGCUACACGCUGCUGUUCUCCCACGGGAACGCCGUGGACCUGGGCCAGAUGUGCAGCUUCUACAUCGGCCUCGGCUCCAGGAUCAACUGCAACGUGUUCUCCUACGAUUACUCGGGGUACGGGGUCAGCACCGGGAAACCGUCCGAGAAGAACCUGUACGCCGAUAUCGAAGCGGCCUGGCAGGUGCUGAGGAACAAGUAUGGAGUGACUCCGGAAAACAUCAUCCUGUACGGUCAGAGCAUAGGGACUGUGCCGACGGUGGACCUGGCGUCUCGGUACGAGUGUGCAGCAGUGAUCCUCCACUCUCCCCUCAUGUCCGGCUUGCGUGUGGCCUUUCCUGACACCCGCAAAACCUACUGCUUCGAUGCCUUCCCGAGUAAGGAUGCAUUAAAUUGAACAGAAGUGACAAUGAAGACAUUUUGGACAUCUCUUUAAAGGAUCAAUUUAAUGUAAUUAACUACAUUAGUUAGCAUGAGCAUACUACCAUACUAGUUAAUUUUUUAAAGGUACUAAUACAUUAUUAAAAUGUUGCAUCUUUUCAAAUUGUUAAAUGGACUUGAGCUAACAUGAAUUAUCAAUGAAGUUAUAUUUUUAUUAU
This is a messenger RNA of Puntigrus tetrazona (Sumatra barb), 1853 nucleotides long. Its product is annotated as alpha/beta hydrolase domain-containing protein 17C-like. The record is from RefSeq and is a predicted model, not a curated record. Gene Ontology annotation, cellular component: plasma membrane; endosome membrane. Gene Ontology annotation, molecular function: palmitoyl-(protein) hydrolase activity. The transcript has 3 exons. The coding region runs from base 968 to 1651 and encodes 227 amino acids. Lineage: Eukaryota; Metazoa; Chordata; Actinopteri; Cypriniformes; Cyprinidae. Gene Ontology annotation, biological process: protein depalmitoylation.